Messenger RNA from Ruditapes philippinarum (Manila clam), 1083 nucleotides. RefSeq lists its product as uncharacterized. The transcript has a single exon. Gene Ontology annotation, cellular component: membrane. Bases 16 to 936 code for a protein of 306 amino acids. The record is from RefSeq and is a predicted model, not a curated record. Lineage: Eukaryota; Metazoa; Mollusca; Bivalvia; Venerida; Veneridae.
UCCUAUAUAUGUGCAAUGCACAUAUUAAGACGUUGUAAAAGAAUACCAAAGCAAAGCUCGAAGUUAUAUUUUAGUUACCUCCUCAGUGAUUUUGUUGGAACUGUUCAAAUUAUUAUAUCGACGUUGGUAAUAACUGGCUUCGGUAUGGAGACGGAUCUUGCCUAUUGUAUACGUAUUGUAUCUUUCGGAGUUUUGCAUAACAUCUCAUCGGCAUCAAUAACUGCAGUCAUUUUAGAAAGAGUUUUCACUUUAAAGGCUUCUCUGAGAAAUCAGCAUAAAUUGAAAAGAAUGAACAUUACUAUUUUUGUUGUAUCUUUCUGGGUAUUUCAUAUACUGGAAGCGUUGGCCUUGAUGCUGAUAAGAUUUCAUAAUAUUUGUAACUUUGAAUGGUCAAACUGUGAUUUACACGAAGUUAUCAAAACAACGAAAUAUGCAUGCGGUUUGACGAUGAUCGUAUAUGACGUCAUUUUGAUAUGUGCAAAUAUAAGUAUUAUCAGGAUAGCAAGGCGUCAAUCUGUGAAAAUAGCAUCACUAACGCCAAGCGCUUAUGUAACCCGAUCCAACGAGAGUGUGAGCAGCCGACAACUUGCUGUCUUGAAGAUAAUUAUUAAUCUUGUAGCCUCGAAUAUACUUCUGAAAGCGCCAAUUAUCAUCGUCAUGGUAACCAGCACAAUUGAACCAGCUUUACGAGACAUCCCUGUAAUGAGGUCAUUCCGAGCCCUUGGCUACUUGUUUAUUCAAGUGAAUUCAUUUAUCAACUUAUUUCUUUACAUAUGGAAAAUGAAAGAAUGCAAGAUGAAUCUUUUUUUAAUUUUGUCAAAAUUCUCAAAAAAGUUUGAACAAAAAGCUAUUAGGCUUCGUUUCGAGAUAUUUGACAUUCCAGUCUAUGAAAAUCGUUUUAUGCCAGCAAUAACAGCGGCGUCAGAUCAACUUUGAAUAAUAUAUAUGUUUUUACGUUGACACAACGUUGAAUUAAUAAUGGUUUUGAACGUUUGAAUCAGCGUAUGAUAAACCCUGUUUGGACUAAAGUUCAGAUCUACUUAAAUAAUUUCUUGCAUGCAGAUGAUAGAUCUGAUUGUCGUC